AUGGAACAAGACAAUCUUCACAAUUCAAGCACCACCACACAAAACAAUUCAACUCAUUCCAAUGAUGAUGAUGAUAUUUGGGGAGAGGAGGAAUUUAGAGUGGACGGACAAAAUGAUUCCAAGAGUUACGAUCAAUAUGUUGCUUCUUUGAAUUUCGAUCGUAUGAGGGAUACUUUUGUUACAUUGGGAAUAAAGGAUGGUGUUUCCGAAGGCCUUGAUGAGGCUAGACAAGUCUAUUUUGAAAAGGGACUCGUUGGAGGUAUUAGAGAGGGUAUUGUUUGUGGUUUUCUUAUUCAAUUGAUGAGUUUGGAAGGAUUAAUAGAUGAGGAGAAGAGGAACAAGAUGAAGAGUGAAAGUGUAUUGUGGAAGAAGGAAAAGAUGGAUCGAGUGAUGGAGAUGAUUCUAUCAUCAGAGAAGAAGGUUGUUGCAGAUUGUGAUGAUGGUGAAGGAAUAGAAGAUGAAGAUUUGAGAAUGAUUCGGGAGGUUAUUGAAAAGCAUACUGACCACAUUGAAAUGUUCAAAGCAACCUACGAAAGUAUUCUUCGUCACUAA
Naegleria gruberi is the source of this 552-nucleotide messenger RNA. RefSeq lists its product as uncharacterized. Bases 1 to 552 code for a protein of 183 amino acids. The transcript has a single exon. Lineage: Eukaryota; Heterolobosea; Eutetramitea; Acrasida; Naegleriidae. The record is from RefSeq and is a predicted model, not a curated record.